This is a messenger RNA of Diabrotica balteata, 1945 nucleotides long. NCBI's taxonomy places the organism in Eukaryota, Metazoa, Arthropoda, Insecta, Coleoptera, Chrysomelidae. The record is from the annotation of a GenBank genome assembly.
GGCAAGUGUAACCGCUGCAUAUCUACGGCAUUGUUUAUCUCCGUAUAUGAUGGAUCAGUUAAGAGUCAUUCCGCAAUUUAGCUAGUUAAUUUUUAUUAGUACUAGACUCUGGAGUGCUGUGACGGUGAGUGUGUAAUUGGAUUUGACAGUGUGAUUUUUUGUUUUUUCCUCAUUUUAUCGUAGAAUAACAUGUGCUGAGGGGAACCAGAUAUGAAAAUCGAGAUUUUAUGGCUGUUGAACCUGCAAAUAAUUUAUAUAUAUGCCAUAAAUUGCAAACAAGGACCAACAUGUCUCAUCACCCGUUCGCACAAAAUGAAAACAGCUGAUUGUUAUAACAGAGAGUUUAGAGAAUUUCCACAAUGCUUGACCUCAGACGUCGAGGUAAUCGAUUUGGGCUACAAUAGAAUAAGGAAAAUAACAAGAAGUGACCUUAGCAAAUUCAGUAGUUUAAAAUUCUUGUACUUAGGAGACAAUCUUAUCUCUAAAUUAGAUAAAGACCUAUUUGAGGACGCAUAUCGCUUAACGACUUUAGAUUUGUCGUUAAAUGCCAUUCUUACCAUACCUCCAAGCAUAUUUCACCUGCCAUAUUUAAACUCACUGUACCUAAAACAGAAUUCAAAUAUAAAUAUAGUAAAGGCUGUAGAAGCUGCUAGCCCUAUUUCCAGUCCUCUUAUACAAAUAGAUAUUAGUAAAACGACUGACGCUGAAAACCCGACAAACUUUCCCAAUUUUGGACUGAUGCCAUUAUUGACAACGUUGAAUGUAUCUGGUAAUUUUUAUUUUAAUGUAACACCUGGUUUAUUUAUGGGACUGUGCAAUUUGCAAAAGUUAAUCAACGAUAAUAUCACUGUGGCUUUCAAUGAUACUUGUGACUGCUGGAGAGUGAAUUACUGGCUUAAAACCAGACAAGUACAGUUUACUAGGUUUAUUUGCCUUAUAGCUGAGUCACAAUGCACCGUGACUUUGAAGGAUGAAGACUUGCAGUUGUUUAGUCAAUGCAAUAUAAAAUUUGAAGCAAUUAAAAGAAAUAACUUACUGAAAAGUAUUUGUAUAGGUGUAGGAGCAACAGCAGCUGUUAUUAUUAUUAUGAGUUUCCUGAUCUUUUUAUACUGUCGAAAAAAUAGAAAGCAUAAAAAUAAACCGGCCAAAACACUGGACAGUAUUGGAGAUGAUUCACCUUUACGGAUGAAAACUGUAGAAAAUAUUUACAAAUAGAUAUUUAUUUUUAGGACAAGUUCACACAUGGCAGAUUCCGCGCUAUUCCGAACUGAUGUUCACUAAACCAGGCGGAUCAUGUCUCUGCUCAGUAGCCGCCGAUUGAACACUGGAAAAUGAAUACACGCGGAUUUCGCACGGAUCAGUUAUACGAAUGUAUACGCGUAACCAGGCGUAUUGAACUUAUGAUAGCUUUUGAUUUUUUUAUGCGCAGACUGGAACCACGCGGAUUUUGCCGUGUCUAAACUUGCCCUUAUGCGGUUCUUUACCAACAAUUUUUUACACUUUUGGUACUGAUCGAUGAGAAUAUGAAUGGUUAUGGGAUACGCGCAGGCUGACCUAGACCGCUAUAGGUCUCAUUUGGAGUUAAAAUCACAAUAUUGCAAUAUUUAGAAGUAUUUCUGAAAGUUCCUAAUACAUCGUUAAGUUCACAUCAAAUAUCCAUAACUAGUCAUAUUCUGUUCGGAAAAUAGUCUCCAAUAGUAUAAAAAUAACUUCAAGUCUAAAAAAUAUUAUGUAGAGUAAUCAAAAGAUCGAUAUUUUGAAAAACAGGGUCUCUUAAAUUAUUGAUGCACUACAAAAUGAAAAUAUUUUGUAAGCCAUAAUCCUAAUCAGGAUCAUCCAUGUGCCAUAGAGAUACGCAACGACUUGAUUAGAUGGCCAAUCAGUGAGAUAUUGCUGGUAAUGAGGCUGCUGGUAAAUUUAUUGAGCGUGAUGAACAAUUUUUUAA